UGUGUGUGUAGAUAAACUGCAAGGACCUCAGCAGUACAAAGACCAGAUGUGAAAAAUUUCCCUGUUAUUUCAAUUGACCUAUUGAUAGUUGAUAGUUGUUAAAUUGGCCAUUUCUCUAAUUUAGAUCUCCGACCAUCCUCUGCUGAUCAAAUAUUGCUUGUUUUGAUAUAGUCAUGACGUUCUAUGAGCACCACCCAAUUAUAUCUGAUGUUAUAGUGAAUCAAUGCUUGAUCUAUUGAAGCAUUGCUCGUGGAUCAAUGGAAAACAUGCUUACCUUGUGACAUUUUAAACAAAUAGAUGUUGAUUUAAGGUACUCCCUUAUUGUGGCAGAGAUCAUGGAAAGAGUAAUUUUAAUAUUGACUAGAGGCUUUAUCAAUUUCAAAGUAGUUUCGGCAGUUUUGAAAGUAUGCUCUAGGUUCACGACUAUAGACAAAAAAGGCAACUAGGGACACAGUGGCAAGUAGUGAGGUUACAAAUAUUAAGUCUGGUAGUUGACUGAUGUGUGCCGGCAGCUAAUUAAGAAUUUAAGUAAUAGUCACAGUACAACACAGUAUGUUGCUCAUUGUUUUGUGAAAACUGCAAGAUUCAAAUACACCACUUGAUUUUUAAUUAUCAUUAUUUUCAAAUUUGACAAUUUCCAUGACCUUAAAUUGGGUUAUGUUAGGUUCCAAAGUUAAAAGCCAUCUGGCUGUGGUGUGCAGUAGGUUGUAAAUGUACUGAAGUUCACUUGUAGCAGAUAUAUUUAGACUUAUAAAGGAAGGAACCAAACUGCUGUAACCUCUUAGUAGGCUCAUUAUUUGCUUGAAAACUUCUCAGCUUCGUGACACACAGUGAAGUAGCAACCACACCAUUCAGGAAAGGACUAUGUCUUUGGCCAUAGUUUAAUGUAUUCAACUUUAGAAGUGAAAUUACGGUGGGCAGAAUGCCACUCAAAAAGGGCCUGCGACUCCAUGGCAGGGAAAUUCUGAACACUAUGGAGAAAUAUGAAAACCUUGGACUUGUUGGGGAGGGGAGCUAUGGAAUGGUGCUUAAAUGUAAACAUAAAGAGACUGGUCAAAUUGUGGCUAUUAAAAAGUUUUUGGAGAGUGAAGAUGACAAAAUGGUGAAAAAGAUUGCAAUGAGGGAGGUCAGAAUGCUGAAGCAACUACGACAUGAGAACCUAGUCAACUUAAUAGAAGUUUUCCGGAGAAAGAAAAGACUUUACCUAGUAUUUGAAUUUGUGGAUCACACAGUAUUAGAUGACUUAGAAAGAUGCCCAAAUGGACUAGAUGAACAUACAUGUAGGAAAAUUCUCUGGCAGGUGCUCAAAGGAAUAGAAUUUUGCCAUUUACACAAUAUAAUCCAUCGGGACAUCAAACCUGAAAACAUUUUAGUCAGCAAAUCAGGGAUUGUGAAACUCUGUGAUUUUGGCUUUGCCAGGACAUUAGCUCAGCCAGGGGAGACAUAUACGGAUUAUGUGGCCACAAGGUGGUACAGGGCCCCUGAGCUAUUAGUGGGAGACACAAAAUAUGGAAGGGCUGUAGAUAUAUGGGCAAUAGGAUGUCUAUUGGCAGAAAUGCUGACAGGAGAACCACUUUUUCCUGGAGACUCUGAUAUCGACCAGUUAUACCACAUAAUCAAUUGUUUUGGUAAUCUAAAUCAGAGACAGCGAGAAAUCUUCCAGAAAAAUCCUUUAUUUGCUGGGAUGAGAUUGCCAGAAGUGAAAGAAAUAGAGCCAUUGAAGAAAAAGUUUCCAAGACUGUCAGUUUUAGCAUUGGCAUUUUUAAAGCUAAGUUUACAGCUGGAAGCCGAUGACAGGCCGACUUGUUCACAGCUCCUGAAACAUGAAUUCUUCCAGAAAGAUGAAUUUUCUCAAAAAUUCCCAGGUGGCCUGAAAGCCAAAAUACAGAAAGAAUAUCAUGACAAUCCACUAUUAAAAAAUGAUAAAAAUGGAAAUAAUUCUGGGAGAGAUAGUUCGGAAGAAAAUAAAGGCAGUGGAGGAAAGAAAAAGAAGAAAGAGAAAAAGGUAGAAAAGCCUGAAUCAAAAGACAGUGGGAUUGAAGAUAAGCCAAGACGCAAACACUCAGAACCAGAAAAGGCAGCCACAAAGAAGUCUUCUCCCACAGAUCAAACGGGAGGCAAAGCCAGUGUGGCAGUCUCUCCUGCUGCUGCUGCUGCUGGUUCCCCUCACAAGCAGAAGGAUACAGGUGGGGGCUCAGUGGAACCACAUGCUUUAGACUCCUCCAUGUCCUCUUCUGUCCCUAUGCUAGGCCAGACCAGUAGUUCACAGUCACCGGCAAGUCAGCCAAGCUCAAGCAUAUCAAGUACGCAUACUACUUCGCCACCCAGCUAUCAUGCUCCUGUUACGAGUAUACAUUUUUCAAAUGCUUUUCCCCCUGGGGGUGGAGUUGUGAACUCAACUGGACCCCCUCCCUUAAGGGUAAGUGAGAAACACAAGCGCAGCCCGCCCUUGUACAGUCACCCAGCCCCAGGAGGGAAGAAAGCCCCCACCCCCAACCACCACAGUACCAGUCUGAGCCCACAGGUGUUACAGACAGAGAGGACAUCUCUGCAUGAGAAGGCAUUACAUUAUGAUAAAAUGGUCAGUAAAAAGAAAGGCCAUCAUGACAGCAAGAAGGAGAAAGAAAGCUUGUCUUUGCCAGAAGUCAAGGGUGCAGAAGGCAAUCCAAAAAACAAGGGCAAGAAACCCUACAUGGCGACAAUGCCAAGCAUAACAACAAUAGACCCUUUUAAUCUGAGUGGAGGAAGUGACAAAGAUCCCAACCUUCCCUCAGUAUGACGUCUUAGACAUCAGCAGCAGAUCAGCAGCACCAUGGACAUGUACAGGAAAUAGCGUUCUUUGUGGAGAAACCAGAACUUGUGGACUGUGAUGCACUUAUACAGCAAUCAAGUUUUUUUUCUGAAGAAUACCCAUGUCAUGCUCAAAAUUAUUUAUUGAGACAUCACUGUCAAAUAAAUCACUGCUCUUUAGAGAAAUGUUGCAUAAUCAGAAAGGAGCACAUAGAAACUGUGUCCUUCACACUUGCUCAAAGUAUACAAUAACAGAUCAUUUGCCAGGGUUCAGUGAACAGUAAAGUGAUAAAAUCCUGGCAAUGUUCACAAUAUUAUUAAAUGUUUGUGUCAAUUGUAGUUUUGAAAUCCCCUCCAGAUGCCAGAAGUAUUAGUUUGUGAAUGAGUCUUGUGAGUAGAAGGAAUGCAAUAUAUCAGCGAUGUAUUAAGGCAAACAGGGUUUGAAUUCAGACAGUGUGCCUGCGCAUAUAUUGUAGUAAUACUUGAUUGGGUGUCAACAAGAAUGUUGCCGACCUCGUUUUAACAGAGCCAUAAGUUUGUAUAUUGAUAGUUGUUAUCAUUCUUGAAGUGUUUUAUUUAUCACAUUGAAGCAUCUCUUAGGUGAUUUUAGGCACAUCUCACAAUUUGUGUUUUCACUUGCUCAAUUAGAAAACAAGACAGGCAGGAAAAAUCAGCAUAAUGUUAUUUGCAGUGCAUAAUAUAUUGUGUUAAAUUAGUUUUUUAACAAGCAUUUUUUCCAGUAUUUGUGAGAAUUGAAAAAAUUCAAAAUGACUAUACUCUUUUAGAGUUGACAGCAAUUAUCAGAAACCUAUUAGCUUCACUCAAUUUAGAUCACAUUUAGUUGACUUGAAUCUACAAAAUCAAAUUGUAGAGUUAAAGUGCAUUAGAGGUUUCUUUGAGAAAAUCUCCAUUUAUUUUAAAAAUACUGUUCAAAAUGGUUUCACUCAAUUUUUUUUUAGUUUUUCUGAUCAUAUAGAGUGGAGGGGAAAUUUGAAUUCCAUCAUCAGUUCAAGAGCCAUGAUUAUGAUGCACAUUCUGUAGUGUUAUGGUACAUCCUUAUAAAAUGAUGGCUUUUUAAAUGAUAUUCCAAGGGAAGUAGCCGUUUCAACGUGGGCAACUAAUUUUAAAGAGAUACUUUUCUUUAUUUACCACAUUUUCCAAUACGUUCAUUCUUUUCCAUCUCUGUACAGCUAAACAGAACCAAUUUAAGGUAAUAAAUUUUUUUUU
Molecule: messenger RNA, 4017 nt
Organism: Lingula anatina
Lineage: Eukaryota; Metazoa; Brachiopoda; Lingulata; Lingulida; Lingulidae
Product: cyclin-dependent kinase-like 4
Biological process (GO): protein phosphorylation
Cellular component (GO): nucleus
Molecular function (GO): protein serine/threonine kinase activity; ATP binding
Source: RefSeq, a predicted model, not a curated record